Molecule: messenger RNA, 1536 nt
Organism: Saccharomyces eubayanus
Lineage: Eukaryota; Fungi; Ascomycota; Saccharomycetes; Saccharomycetales; Saccharomycetaceae
Gene: SPR3
Product: septin SPR3
Exons: 1
Coding region: 1-1536 (511 amino acids)
Biological process (GO): cytoskeleton-dependent cytokinesis
Cellular component (GO): septin complex; septin ring; microtubule cytoskeleton
Molecular function (GO): GTP binding; molecular adaptor activity; GTPase activity
Source: RefSeq, a predicted model, not a curated record
AUGAAAUCAAAGGAGGGUAGGCUGCCAACAGAUUGUCCCGUUGAGUUUUCCCAAAUAAUCACUGGAUUUUCUGAGGAGGCCAAAGUACAUAAACAAAGUUCUCAAGGAAAACACGUGGAUCAGUAUCAAACAAAAAGCCCUAAAUCAAGAAGUAUUAGACAGAGAUCAUCAUCUUUUGUAAACGGUAAGUGCAAAAGCAAAGAAACUCCAUUGUCAGAAAAUUAUGGUGUAGACGAAAUGAAUUCAAAUUUAGACGGCCGAAAUAUUGGGAUUAGAAAUUUGCCACACCAGCGCGAGUUGUUGAAUGCCAAGAAUGGAAUCCACUUUACAGUGAUGGUCGCAGGUCAAAGCGGGUUGGGCAAAACAACAUUCAUUAAUUCCCUGUUCGCUACCUCCUUGAUUAACGACAAUAUCAAAGAAAAUAGGCCUAUCGUUCGUUAUAAAAAUAUUAUCGAAGGUGACGGAACACACCUUAGAUUUGGGGUCAUUGAUACUCCUGGCUUUGGGAAUGAUAUGGACAAUGCGUUCACAUGGAGAACAAUGGUCAACUAUAUUGACGAGGAAAUAAGGUCCUAUAUUUUUCAAGAGGAACAGCCAGAUAGGACAAAAAUGAUAGACGAUAGAGUUCAUUGUUGCCUGUAUUUUCUGAAGCCUUCCAAUAAAGGCAUUGAUGCAUUGGAUGUUUUAACAAUGAAAGAAUUAGCAAGAAGGGUUAAUCUAAUUCCAAUUAUUGCAAAAGCAGACUUAUUGACUAAACAUGAACUAAGUAUUUUUAAAAUGGAAAUUAGAGAAAUUAUAAGAGUACAGAAUAUUUCCGUUUGUUGUUUUUUUGAUAACAAUAUUCUAGAUGCAACAAAAGAUAUUUUCCAGAAGUUUCCAUUUAGUAUAAUUGCGUCUAAAGAGUAUGUGUUAAAUAAAAAGGGCGAGAAAGUUAAAGGGAGAGAAUAUAAGUGGGGGACUGUUGAAAUCGAGAACGAAAAGCAUUGUGAUUUUAAAAUUCUACAAAAGAUUCUUUUCGACUGGCAUCUGAUCGACUUUGUAGAAAGUACUGAAGAUUAUUACGAAAAGUGUAGAUCUGAAAUGUUAAGAACAAGGUUAUUAAAAGCCAGAGACUGUCUAACCACCAACACGGUUGAAAUAACGGAUGAACAGAGAAAGUUUUUGCAAGAGGAGAUGAACUUUGAAGACAUUGAAGAGAACAAAUUGAAAAAUUAUAAAUGCUAUGAAAUAAUCAAUAAAGUGAUUAUGGAUAAAGUGGCUACAGAAUGGGACCCUGAAUUUAUAACCAGACAGCUAGAGGCCAAGAAAAGGUUCAACGAUAUUUCCAACCAAGAGAUUCUCAAGAUUAAGGAAUGGAAAAAAAGCCUAUUUAUGAAACAGGAAAACUUCAAUCAAGAAAUCGAAGAACUGAAUCAUAAUUUGGAGAACUUACAAUUGGAAUGUCAAGAUUUAGAAUACAGGUUACUAAUGGAUAAGAGUUCCAACCAUCAUUCAACGGAUAGUGCUACUUUAGUGAACGUUCACAUCAAGAGAUGA